This is a messenger RNA of Zea mays, 2058 nucleotides long. RefSeq lists its product as uncharacterized. The record is from RefSeq and is a predicted model, not a curated record. The transcript is spliced from 5 exons. The coding region runs from base 225 to 1319 and encodes 364 amino acids. Gene Ontology annotation, molecular function: protein dimerization activity. Lineage: Eukaryota; Viridiplantae; Streptophyta; Magnoliopsida; Poales; Poaceae.
CUCACAACACAUACCAUACCAUACCAUGAUGUCACACCACUCCUCUCAGAAUCAGAUGCGCGCUCUUCCUUGCAUCUCGUGCCACUCCAGCUAAUUUAUGACCUGUGCUGAGCUUUGGAGCAGCUAGUAAUUAAGCCUAGAGCGCUAGCAGUCCUUUUGGAUUUCGGUUCGGAAGCAAGGCGUGCCGGACUCCCAAAUCCCAAUCCCAAGCAAGCAGUGUGCAGAUGGCAACGCAGUGGUUCUCCAACAUGGUGAUGGACGAGCCGAGCUUUUUCCACCAGUGGCAGUCCGACACGCUGCUGGAGCAGUACACGGAGCAGCAGAUCGCGGUGGCGUUCGGCCAGGGGGAGCCGGUGGACCACGCCGUGGCGGCGGCCCUGGCGACGGCGAUGCCCAUGCAGCUGCAGCAGCCCGCGGCGGCCGAGCAGCCGCACCACCGCCCGCGCAAGGCGGCCAAGGUCAACACCAGCUGGGACUCGUGCAUCACGGAGCAGGGCUCCCCCGCCGCGGACUCCUCCUCGCCGACCAUCCUCUCCUUCGGCGGCCACACCGCGUUCGCCAAGGCGGAGCCGACGACGCACCAGCCGCCCAGCUGCGCCGGGUACUACGGCGCCGCCGCCGCCGCCGCGAAGGCGCCGAAGCAGGAGAUGAUGGACGCCGCCGCGAUGCCGCCGUUCCAGCAGGCGCGCCCGGCCAAGCGUUCCUACGACGACAUGGCCGCGGUGGCCGAGGCCGCCAACGCGCCGUCCGCCAACACGCGCCCGGCCUCCCAGAACCAGGACCACAUCUUGGCCGAGCGGAAGCGCCGCGAGAAGCUCAGCCAGCGCUUCAUCGCCCUCUCCAAGAUCGUCCCUGGCCUCAAGAAGAUGGACAAGGCAUCGGUGCUCGGCGACGCGAUCAAGUACGUGAAGCAGCUGCAGGACCAGGUGAAGGGGCUGGAGGACGACGCCCGGCGGCGCCCGGUCGAGGCGGCGGUGCUGGUCAAGAAGUCCCAGCUGUCGGCCGACGACGACGAGGGCUCCUCCUGCGACGAGAACUUCGUUGCCACCGAGGCUUCCGGCACUCUGCCGGAGAUCGAGGCCCGGGUGUCGGACCGCACAGUGCUGGUCAGGAUCCACUGCGAGAACCGCAAGGGGGUGCUCAUCGCCGCCCUCUCUGAGGUCGAGCGCCUUGGCCUCUCCAUCAUGAACACCAAUGUGCUCCCCUUCACAGCCUCCUCCCUCGACAUCACCAUCAUGGCCAUGGCUGGUGACGACUUCUGCUGGUCUGUCAAGGAUAUUGUCAAGAAGCUAAAUCAAGCGUUCAAAUCAUCCUUCUGAUGGGUUUAGCUUCUGACCAAACUUAAUCUAGGCCAACCUUUUUUUCCAUUAGCCUUAAGGAUUUGAGGCUAAUGGUAAUGUUUUCAGGUUCUUCCUUGCCUUGCUUCCGAAGAGAGUUGCUUGCUGUCCCCCAACAGUGCCCCCCCAAAGAUAGCCAUUUCCACUGUUUUUUGCUGCAUGGGUGCAGAGGUUUAUUACCUAGUUACCCAACAUCCUAUUUUCUCUCCCUCCAGUUUUUUACAUGGUUUGAUCCUGUCACUCCAUGUUUUUGGGAGGGAGCAGAUUGUAAAAAAAAACAAAAAAAGUGACCAGCCUUUUUCUAGGGCUUUGCUAUAUAGGCCGGGGAGCUCCUAAUUUUCCUCUCUCCCCUUUGCCAGUAUGUUUGCCCUUUCACCUUGUUUUUCCAUGAGAGGAUUGUGUUUGUCAAACACACAAAAAAAACCCUACCUUUGCCGUCCUCUCAAUCUUGAUCACACUGCUCCCAGGAAAGCUUCAAUUGUGGAGAAAAUGGCGCCAUCUUUUUUUCAGCUCUGAGGGGGACUUUGCAAGCCUUGAUUUGGAAGUACUGUAGGGGUGCCACUUCCUUUUUUUUUUGAGGGUCCUACAGGUUGGCCACCACUUGAUGGACCCUUUGCUUAUAGUUCCACAUGUGAGCUUUGUUGUCACAGGAUCAAUGUGUAGUUGUUGCUGUUUACUCUCACACAAGCAUAAAAAUAAAUAAAUGUGCUAGUUUGUUACC